Theobroma cacao (cacao) is the source of this 1867-nucleotide messenger RNA. RefSeq lists its product as uncharacterized. Lineage: Eukaryota; Viridiplantae; Streptophyta; Magnoliopsida; Malvales; Malvaceae. The record is from RefSeq and is a predicted model, not a curated record.
UCCAACGCUCGCUGCUUCUAACGGGCUUCAUAAAUCAAACAUCUGUUAAACGUGUCCUCUAGCCGUCCGGCCCUGCUUUCGCGGCCGUAGCAAGCCAGAACUACCGUCGUGGUUCACGGAGAAGCAAGACUUAGUUCCCUUGCGAAGAGCUCCUUCUCCUUCUCGUCGUCAGGAAUGCAUUGCAUACAUAUAAUAUAAUGGUGGCUGAUGCUAGCGGCCAGGGGGGCUUCCAAUUGAUGAUGCAGCCUGAAGAGAAAAUAGGGGAAGGGGAAGAUGAAAAAGACAAAAGUUCAGCCGGAGUCCACCUCGAUGGUGCAACCUGAAGAGAAAAUCGGUGAAGGAGAAGAUGUGAAAAAUAGAGAAGAUAAUAUAAGCCGGGACUCCGGUGGUUUCUCAAACAGCUAUGGGACUAAUCUUUCCCUUUAUACAACUGAAAAAAGGUGGUACAGGGUAGGCUUGUUAGAGAUGAAUGAACGUGAUGAGCAGGUAGCUUUGCUGUUAGACGUGCUUAAAUGUAUCUGUUUGUUUCAAGCUUACAUGACUUAUGCACAGGCUCAAAAAUUCCAUGCUCAGGAAGAAGUUAAGUAUGUUGCAAUUGUUUCACCGAGUGACAAUGUUCAGUCUGCAAAACGAACCAAGUCCGGAAUUUUGGAGGGUAGACCAAAAUCGAAGAAAUAAAAGCUUAGCCUAGCAUACUCUCGGACUAGAGACAAAACAAGGAAAAAUGGAGGUAUAAUGAAGAUUUGGAGCAGGUGCCUAAAAUAGAGGAUUAAGAGGAGGAAGACUUCUUAGGUAUCACUUUACACUGAUGUUAUAAAGUUUUGGAUUUUUUGUUUCCCUUCCUCUGUUGCUUAUGUGUUUGUGGUUUUUGGUAGUUUUUACCUCUCACAACUUUGGAAUUUAAGUUUGUGUUGUUUUAUCAUUGAUUGAUUGUUCUCUCCUUUGUUCCUUUAUUUAACCAUCGCGUUUACAGAGGAUGAUUGCAGCAGUGAUUUCAGUGGUUCUGAUGACAGGUACAAGGGUUAUUAUCGUUUUGAUGAGUUUGGGAAAAGGGUUUGUUUUAUCUUUUUGUUGCUUUUAAUUUAUUAGGUGUAAAUAGUGAUGUUGAGUUGUUUUAUUGUUUCUACUCUUAAAAAGUGAUUAUGCUCUUUGCCUCCUUUUCCUGCAAUUUUCUCCACGUGGCAAUGGAAAAUUGGUUUUCACUAUAUAGGAUCUGGAUCUUUUAAUAGGUUCUUAUUGGCUAUAUUUAUUGAUUUAGGUGUAGUCUGUUGAGUUUGUGCCAUUUAUUCAUAAUGUGGAUUGUCAUAUUAUUCACUUUCAUUUCUCAUGUUUUCAAAGAGCAUAUGAUUGACAGUAGCGUCAUUGCUGUACGUUGUGAAAUGGCUGUGGUACAAAGUAUGGUUGGUAGAUGAGAAAACAGAGGAUGAUCAGGUAGCUUUGCUGCAAGUUGUGCUUGAAUGGUUUGCAGAAGUGUUUCUUUGGCUUGACUUUAUUUAAAUGAUAGAUUGAAUUAUAUGCUAUAUUGAAAUGUUGUGCUUUGUGCAGCAGGACCAGUCUGAAAUUGAUUCUAUUUAUAAUUAUUACACUCCUGACCUGUUUAAUGCUCACAUGACUGAGGAAGAGGCCGAUAGAGUUGAUGGUUGGUUUCUCUACCCUAUCGUGUUGAUUUUGCCCUUGGACAAAAUACCUGUGUGUUAAAGUUUGUUUGAGUUGGUGGAGCCACGUAAGUUAUGUCAUAGUCCUUAAGUAGGACUUAGGCUGUCUUGUAAGUUGAUGAAAGUGACCAGGAGUGGCGUGUAAUGUUCAUGACAUUGAUUAUUCUUCAGCAACGUUUGAACAUUCUUAAUUUCCUUUCUUUUCUCUUUCA